GUGAGAGACAGCCAGCUCCACGCCCCGUCUCGGAGCAGGGCCGCGAGUUCGAGACCAGCAGAAGUCCUCACCUCAAAAGUCCCGACUGCAGACUGUAGUCACUGCUCGAGCGUUAAUGAGAGCAUUCAGUUGAGAUUGGGUGAAGUUAAAGAGCUGACGUCUUUUACUGUCCGGACAUGCAAGCCAGUAAAAUGACUGACAGAAGAAUAGAGGAGAGGGAUGAGAUGUCUGCAGGACAGCACUCUGUCUUCCUCUCAGCAUGGAUGAAAACCUGCACCUGAAUAAACAGAAGGAUGAAGCUGAGCCUCUUCACGACAGGAGGAGGGAGGACAGUCUCCUCCACGUGCUGACUGAGUCUGUUCGAAGGCUAGAAGCUGUCAGACGCUGCAGAGAUCAUCACGACGGAGCGGCGGGUGGGAGGAGACGCUCGAGUGAGGAGAGAGGCAGAGAGGAAGCACCGAGAGACUGUCCGGCGGAAGGCGAGAAGGACGAUGAGGAGAGAGGGAGGAAUGCUGAUGAAGAGCGCGAGGAGAGGGUGCACGAGCAGAAAGUCAUGAAGGUGCUGAGGGAGCUGGGUGUUUUUCACUCAGGCAGAGUGGCAGCAUGGAGAGAAGUUCUCAGAGAGUGUGCCCACAUGCUGGCCGAGCCUCCAGCAGGGGGCGGCGAUCAGCAGCAUCCAUCAACAACAGAAUCUAAAGUCACCCCUUGUUCGAACUCCUUCAAUGAUAUUUUUCUAACUGUUGAAGAGGAAAUACAGAAUAUUAUGGACAAACUAAACACAAUCAUUGCAAAGCUAGACAAAGAAAUCCUCAAAUCACACACAGUGGAGGAGGUCUCAACUAUGGAUGCAGCGCUUAAGGAGGCCAGAAAUCCAAAAGUAUCAGAACAACCUGAGGAUGACACCAAUCAACUGAACUCCCAUGAACCCAUUGAAUCCAACUCCGGGCACAAACAGGAUGCUGAAGUCAGAGAUGAUCAAAGUCGGACGAUGCCCUCAGCGGACACCAAACAAGCAUCAGACUCCAGAUUGAACAGGCCUGAGUGUAACGAUGUGGAAGAGACAGGGCAGCAGUUAGCGGUCAAAAGCCAAGGGAGUGAGGAUGAGGAGUGUGUUUCUCCUCAAAGCCAGACAGAAUUCCCGGAGGAGACGAAUGAAAGUGGCAAAGAGGAGACAAACAAAGGAUGGAUCACAGUCGGGCUCACCGGUCAACAGGAGGACACUCAUUCAGGCGUCCCGGACGCCUGUUUUGUCACAGCACCCUUGGGUGUCGCCGAAGCCCUGAGAUGCGAGGUGGCCGACACCCUCAGCUGCCUGAUGGUGUGCGGCUCAGAGGAGCUGGUCAGCAGGGUGAUCAGGGUCGAAGUUCGGGACGCAGCUAAAUUUCGCUUUCCUGUAACCGUGGCUGUGCCUUUCUGCGCGCGGUACCGCGGCAACUACAGGGACGUUGCCGUCAAGAUAGUCGACGGGGUGAGGAGGGUGAGCUACAUAACUCCUGUAACGACAGAGGGCACGUACGGAGGACAGAGGGGCUCAUUUGCAGAGGUGAGAGUGUACUCCCUGGGCCUGUUUGCUGUAGUUUCCUGCCUAAAAAGAGAAAAUUACACAGUUCCCACGAAGGGUUUGUCACUCAAGCUCCCCAUGGAUCCCCGGAUCUGUCUUAACUACCUCCCAGGAUCCUUCACUGCUCCAGUGAUGGCACAGACCAUGAUGUCCCCUCGUCUGCCUCAGAUCCAGCCCGUGGACGCUGCGCUGCUGGCUGCCGUCAAGUCCAGAGGCGAUGACUAUCAGCCGGUGGUGUCGACGAGCCCGCUGCUCUACCUCGCCCACCCGUCCUCUCAGCCCCUGAGGAGACCCCUCACUCUCACCCUCCCCUGUCCUCCAAAUCCUGAAAAGAAGAGGCAUGCGAGAGAGCAGCAAGAGGAGCAGGAUCACCAAACCCGUCCCGUUAGUGCGAGUCCGCCAUGGGAUCAACCUGCUCCCCACAGGAGGAGAUUCCUGGGUGCCUCUGUGAAGUCUAAGGAGAUGUCCAAUGAGUUGCUGAUCGCUCUGGGUUCAAGAGAGCAGCAGUGGACCGUCUUGGAUAAAGUCGCAGUCAGGAACCAGCAGAAUGGAGUCGUGUCGUUUGAGCUGGCAGAGAACUUUGACAGGCUGCUGGUGAUGCGUCUCCUCUCCCCGCUGCUGCCCUGCCAUCUCGCCUCUCUGGCAGAGGAGCUGGAGGAGUCGGUCUGCCGCCACGCGGUCACCGUCGUCCUCCAGCCCAGGCAGGACGAGCCUCACGCCGUCCUGGUGGCCGCCCUGCCCAGCAGAGACCUCGGCUGGGAGCUGUCCAAACUGCGGGCACAAGGGUACGGCGGCUUCUCGGAGGCCUCGUCGGAGAUCUCCAUGCGCGAGGGAGAUCAGCUUCUCCUCAGGUUCAGUGGCAACAUCACCUCCACAGGAAGUCAAAGCAACAAACACGAUGCCCCGAAAGACAGAAUCACCUUCCACAGUCAGCAGAAGAAUCAGCUCCUGGUGCGGCUAACAGAGGUGGACCCAUUCGGGAACUACAGCUCCCCCCACUACAAGGGCACAGCCGUGUUUUAUAAGGUCACCAGAGGUCAGCUGGAGCGGCGAGGCGACGAAGCGCUCCUGAUGGACGCAAAGCUCCUGGGAGACCCUGUCUGUAAGCUGUCUCUGACUUUGCCCAAGAAGGUGAGAACCAUCAAUCGGCCUGUCAUAGCUCGGGUGAAGUUAUGCGAGGAGACGGAUCCCCUCUCAGACUCUCUUCUUCUCUGGUUGUCCGGGGAGCUCUCAGAGGAAGAGGUAGCCCUCCUGGUCCUCGCCCUGCGUCUCCGUCGUAGCGCCGCCCAGCUGGUGAAGCUCCGGGCGGGGGACAGCCUGUCCACCCAGGCCUUCCACGCCAUGGCCAUGUGGAGGAGAGGGCUGCCUGCUGCCACACACCAACCCAAGGCCUCGCAGCUGGCUCACUGCUUAGCCAAGAGCGGCAGGCCGGACCUGGCCAGGGAGCUGCUGCUGCGAGCCACCGGGCAGCAGGCCCCGGUGAAGCAGGGAGGCUUGAAAAGUACAAAUAGCACGGCUUUUUAAAGGAGCACUAUGUAAGUUUGCGGAAGAAAUUUGAAAACGUGUUAUGCCUAAACAAUCUAAAUAAACAAACUCUUCAUUUGCAUGACUGAAUAAACAAAAUGCCCUUAAAGGACAACACGUUUUCGUACUUUUUUGCUUUGUUUAUGUGUGGCGGACCCUGCCAAAACUUUCAAACAGGUUUCUGGAGACCUUAUUUCCCUCUUGUUGUUUAUUCAUUUCAGUUCAGAGUUUGAAUUUGGUAUCCAUAACUAUGUGGUGCCCCUUUAAUGCUGCUUAUGGGCAGAGUCUGCUAAAUGGGUUGGUGGUAAUGUUUUGUUUUAUCCACAAGGGGUCAGCAUUGGACUGUGAGAUUCCGUGUUCUCUUCCCAGACUCAAGUCCAUGAUGUCCAUCAGUUGUGACUGAGUAAUUUUAGAGGUCUUAAGAUUUCAUAUUAUCAAUAAAAUAGAAAGAUGAGAAAUACCUGAAAAGGUUCAACUAAUUUUGAAUAUCAAAUAACUUCCCCCAGCUUUUCUGUCCUGUUAUUAUAUGUCAUGGGGAACGCGAACCCGAUAUAGUGGGUUCUUAGCAUUUGUUUGUGACGUUCUUGAGGCAAGAAAAGCUUUAGAUCACCACGUAGAACACUUUCAGACAAUCAUGUAUUAGAAAGUAUUCAGUUUAACCAUUUGUAAUCAACGCUGUACCUCAUGUUAUGUUUUAUAACAGUAAAUAAAUAAAAAAAACACACACUAAG
Molecule: messenger RNA, 3816 nt
Organism: Acanthopagrus latus (yellowfin seabream)
Lineage: Eukaryota; Metazoa; Chordata; Actinopteri; Spariformes; Sparidae
Gene: dthd1
Product: death domain containing 1
Exons: 12
Coding region: 260-3085 (941 amino acids)
Source: RefSeq, a predicted model, not a curated record